This is a messenger RNA of Corythoichthys intestinalis (scribbled pipefish), 5466 nucleotides long. RefSeq names its product small ArfGAP2 (gene smap2). Gene Ontology annotation, cellular component: cytoplasm. NCBI's taxonomy places the organism in Eukaryota, Metazoa, Chordata, Actinopteri, Syngnathiformes, Syngnathidae. The transcript has 10 exons. The coding region runs from base 268 to 1560 and encodes 430 amino acids. The record is from RefSeq and is a predicted model, not a curated record. Gene Ontology annotation, molecular function: GTPase activator activity.
GGACAACAUACGCAAUGUUUAUUUAGAUUUUUUUUUUCAUGUUAUAUUUUGUAAAGGCAAUUCCCACCGUCAUCACCAUUAUCAUCCUCAACCUCAACAUCAUCAUCAUCAUCCUCAUCCACCUCCUCCUCCUCCUCCACCUCAUCCCAUCGUGGAGCGCCAGUCUGUCGCUCAUCGCUUCCAGGAAUCGAAUCAAGGAGGUUAUUUGAGAAUCCACGGACGGCGUGGCUGCUGUGGACCGAUCGAGGUGAGGUCAACUAUUGCGCAAUGAUGACGGGCAAAUCUGUGAAAGAUGUCGACAGAUACCAGUCGGUGCUGAACUCUUUACUGGCGUUGGAAGAGAAUAAAUUCUGCGCGGACUGCGAAUCAAAAGGUCCUAGGUGGUCUUCAUGGAAUUUGGGAAUUUUUAUCUGUAUAAGAUGUGCCGGUAUUCAUCGAAAUCUCGGGGUUCACAUCUCCAAAGUCAAGUCUGUCAACUUGGACCAGUGGACGCAGGAACAAGUUCAGUGUGUUCAGGAGAUGGGAAAUGCCAAAGCCAGGCGCUUGUACGAAGCAUUCCUACCCGAAUGCUUCCAGCGACCAGAGAGCGACCAGUCAGCUGAGAACUUCAUCAGGGACAAGUAUGACAAGAAAAAAUACAUGGAUAAAGUCCUCGACAUUCAGAUGCUCAGGAAAGAAAAGAGCUGUGAGAACAUCCCCAAGGAACCGGUUGUGUUCGAGAAAAUGAAAAUUAAAAAAGACGUCAGCCCGAAGAUAGACUCUGAAAGCGUUACGGACUUGCUGGGAUUAGAUGCACCUGCUCCAUGUCCUGCAGUGUCCAAUGGUGUUCCAAACAGCAAUGAGAGUCCAGCAGGCGCCAAUUCUGCACAGCCUGCCUUGGAUCUCUUCAGUCACCUCUCAGAUUCUUCCUUGUCCUCCACAAACAACACAGCAGCCUCCACCUUCUUGCCUCAGAGCAGAGUGACCGCCUCUGUGCCUGAAAACCUCAGCCUCUUCUUGGAUCCGGCACCUAGAAAGGCGGAAGGCACAUUCAGGAAGCUGUCCAAGGACUCCAUUCUGUCCCUGUACGGCUCUACACCAUCAGUGCACCAAAGCAGUAUGGCGCCUCCUCACGGCCUGUACAUGAACCAAAUGGGAUACCUGACACACCCGUAUGGUUCUUACCAUUCGUUGGUCCAUGUUGCUGGGAUGGGUGGAACUAUGGCCAUGUCCCAGGGAGCCAUGAUGGGUCAGCAGCAGAACGGCUUGAUGGCAUCUCAGCAUAGAGUGUGCCAAGGCAUGAUGGGACAGCAGCAAAAUGCAAUGAUGGCGCCGCAGCAGAAUGGCAUGAUAGCACAGCAGCAAGGUGGAAUAAUGAUGCAGCAGCAAGGGGCUGGGAUGAUGGGACACCCGCAGGCUGGAGGCUUGUCGUCAUUACCUCAUCAGCAAGUGGCUGGAACCCAGCAGUGGAACAUUGGACAGAUGACUCAGCACAUGUCCGACAUGAACCUGUUCAGUCAUGCUACUGGGAGCACUGCGGCCCCAACUUCAGCGCACAUGACAGCACACGUCUGGAAAUGAAUUGUAUUUGUACUGAAAGGGAACUUAUGAAGCCCUAAACGAGAGCUGUGUGGUUGGGACUCUGCACGAGCUUUUCCGAUGCUAGAAGGAAGGAGGAGGAGACGAGAAUUAGAAAAGUACAACUACCUCUUCCUCCCUCGCCACCCUGCCCAACCCCAGUCCAAUUCCAGCCGCGAACGCCUCGGCCAAACUUAAAAAAUGUCCACACUUGCCUUUGGAACAUUUCGUCAAUGCAGCAACAGGGUCAGACGUGCACAUUUUUAUAACUGAAGGAGAAUAUUUUGCUUUAUUCGUGUUAUUUUUAUGUGCACAACACAGACCCUAGUUUUAUUUGGGACAUUUUGUGUGUUAAUAGUUGUGUUGCAGAUCUUCAAACAUGCCAACAAAAUGUAUCAAUUGUGUAAAAGUUUGAUGAGAAAUAUUUUCAUUUUAAUAGUUUUCCCACUGAAAAAAAAAAGCAAUCUAUUCAGGCUUUGUAUUGAAAGAAAAUCCAGCCAUAUUAAGAGGGUAACAUUGUUAUCUAAGACAACAUCUUUUUAAUAUUUGCACAUACAUGUGAAUGUAUAUGUAAGAGUGUACACAUAUUCUGCAAAAGUAUUCAAGCCCUAAUUUAUUUUUCUCCCAGAAUGAAUAUUAUUGUAUUUCAACGAUUGUUAGUCCAACAUUGUGCACUUGCUGCAGCUAUAAAUUUGCAGCAUAGAAGUUUUAAAAUGGAAGCCGACUUCUCCGGGGUGGUUUAAAGCACGUUAAAUAUGAAUUUGAUUAUACUUCAACCAAAAGUGUGAUUGCUUGAAAAUUUAAAAUUAACCUGUGAACAAAAGAAAGGAUCGUUUCAUGUUCAAAAGCUAUGUAGCACUCAGGCACAUUUAGAUUUAUAACCAGGUGAAAAAUGGUUAAAAUGAUAUUUACCUUGAGGAAAUAAGUAUUUAAACACCCUGCAAUUUUGCAAGUUCUGCCACUUAGAAAUGAUGGGGGGGGGGGUUGAAAUUUUCAUGGUAGGUGAUUGUCCACUGUGAGAGACAAUCUAAAAAUAUAAAAACCCAAAUUACAGUGUAUGGUUUUUUAAACAAUUUAUUUGUAUUAUUCUGCUGCAAAUAAGUAUUUGAACAUCUGAGAAGAUCAGUGUUAAGAUUUGCUACAGCCUUUGAUUACAGUUAAAGCAGUCAAACGUUUCUAUAACUUCACCAAGUUUGCACAGGCUGCAGCAGGGAUUAUGCACCACUGCUCCACACAGAUCUUCUAUAGAUCGUUUUUUUGUUUGUUUGUUUUUUUUUAAUGGGGAAACAGAAGAAAAGGAGAGAGACAGAAGAAGCACAAGCAACAAGAACUGUAACUAACCAUGUGGGGGGCCUAAAACCAAGGAAAGGGGGGGGGGUGUCUGAGAGAUAGCCCCGUAUUUGUGUGAAUCCCUUGUGAGUGUCAGUAUGUUGGCAUCCUAUUCUAUGCUGUCUCAUCGCUAAUCCUGACACCGAGGUUUUCUACUUGAGUGUGUCUAAUUUCACCUAGUCAUGCGUGAGUCCCAUCUAAAAUGUGAUAGUCCCACAGACGAGUGGAGAUGCUGCGUGGGUGCCACCCCAGCCAAUCCGGGGGGGAUGGCGAGCCAGCGAAGCCCAUCCCUCCUUCCACAGCCCAGCAAAGGGGCCAUCGUCACCCCCCAGGGAUCCAGGGUGGUCCCCCGGGCCACCUGCACCCAUAUCAACAUGCCCUCAGGGAUGGGAUAAAGGGACACAACACCCCCCAUGUCCACCCCCAUCCCCGCCCGCCCACCUGGCCCACGAGCCACAGCCGCAUCCCCCCAAGCGGCACGGCACAUCGUGGGACUCCCAAAAGCCCACCGAGCCCAGGGCAGGGCGAUACCCAGCCAACCCACCGGCAUCCAUCCAGCGACCCGCACCGGAGCGUAGGGCAGAUAGACAGGCAGAGAAGAGAGGGCAAGGCGGAAGCAAAAGAAUGCGGAGAAGCCGCGGCAGGGCGUUGCGAGAUUGGAGACCUGACCCCUCCCCCACCCGCUCCAUGGAAUAUUAUGUAUUUGGUGCGAUAAAAGAGGUGCGGGAAGCACUCUAGAUCAAUCAGGCUUCUGGACUGCCAUGGAGAAACGCAGAGUUAGAGCUUCCACCAAAGAUUUUCUAUUGGUUUUGGGUCUGGAGAUUGGCUAGGGCCCUCCAGAACCUUAAUAUGCCUUUUCUGGCUGUCUGCUUCAGGCCAUGUUCAAGUUGGAAGACCCAGUCAUGACCCCUUUUCAAUGCUCUAACUGAGGGAAGGAGGCUAUCCCCCAAAAUCUUACAAUGCAUGACCCUCGUCAUCCUCUCCUUAAUACAGUACAGUUGUCCAGUCCCAUGUGCAGAAAAACAUCCCCAAAGCAUGAUGAUACCACUCCCAUGUUUCACAGGAGGGAUGGUGUUCUUGGGAUGGUGGUACACCUCACUCUUCUUUCUCCAAACAUGAGUGGAAUUAAAACCGAAAGGUUACAUUUGAAUCUUAUAUGACGACACGACUUUCUCCUUUGACUCCUCUGGAUUAUCCAAAGGGUCAUUGGCAAACUUAAAACGGGCCAAGACAUAUGCUGGUUUAAGCAGGGAAACCUUCCGUUCUAUGCAUGAUUUUAAACCAUGAUGUCUUAAUGUAUUACCAACAGUAACCUUGGAUAUGGUGGUCCCAGCUCCUUUCAUGUCAUUGACCAGCUCCUUCUGUGUAGUUCUUGGCUGAUUCCUCACCAUUCUUAGGAUCAUUGAGACCCUACGAGGUAGAUCUUGCAUGGAGCCCCAGUCUGAGGGAGAAUGACAUUCAUGUUUGGCUUCUUCCAUUUUCUAGUAAUUGCUCCAACAGUGGAUCUUAUAUCACGAAGCUGAUUGGCAAUUGCCCCGUAACCCUUUCCAGCCUUGUAGAGUUCUAAUAUUCUGUCUCUGGUGUCUUCGGACAAUCCUUUGGUAUUAGUAAUUGGAGUCAUAUGAUUGUAUGGGGUGGACAGGUGUUUAUAUGCAGCUAAGCGCCUCAAACAGGUCAAAAAGUCUACCUCCACUCCACUUAUUCGUUGGACUUUUUAAAGGCGACUAACAGGUCUAUAAGGCUCACAAUUCUAGCUAAUAGACAGGUAUUCAAAUACUUAUUUGCAGCAGUAUAUUAUAAAUAAAUUGUUUUUAAAAAAUCAAACACUGUGAUUUCUGGAUUUUUCUUUUUUUAGAUUGUCUCUCAAAGUGGACAAGCACCUACCAUGAAAAUGUCAAACCCGCCCAUCAUUUCUAAGUGGGAGAACUUGGGUGUUCAAAUACUUAUUUUCCUCACUGUAAGUCUUUUAAAUCUGAUGAUAAGUUGAGUUCCUACAUGUACAGCCAGGCAGCUAAGCAUCCCUUAUUUUAAUGUACACAAGACUUCCUCUCAAAUCAAUAUCUUGUCUGCAGUACGCGAGAGACCUGAACUAGAUUUUGGCACACACCAAAGAUAAAGACUAGCUUUAUGGGGAUUCCAGUAGGCUUUGUUAUAUCCUGUAUGUAGCCAGUGUGCUGUCAAUUUAUAGUGUGAGAGUUUUGCUCUCAUAGGAUGAAAGACAGGGCAUAACUUUGAGGUGCUUUGUAGGCCGAAAAUAGCAUAUACCUGUCCUCACAUAGAACAAAGGAAUGUUUUUAUGUGUGGGAGACAUUUUUGUUGCGUGUGUGUGUGUGUGUGUAAGCUGUUUUCUUGUGUCUGAGGUUUUUUUUUUUUUUAAUUUUUGGGGUGUACGAGAUCAAUUGCUUAUUUCGGGCCUGUGCAGCACCUCAUACAUGUACAACUUGUUCACUGUGCUACCUCCUGAGCAAGGGCAAGCCACUUAAACGUAACAAUUGCAUGCAGUGACGCUAUGUAAACAUACAUGGCGUUAACUUGUGUAGUCAAAGCCAGGAGUGAUCUGAAUGUUUGUAAAUAAUGUGU